Messenger RNA from Mollisia scopiformis, 2192 nucleotides. RefSeq names its product glutathione synthetase ATP-binding domain-like protein. Gene Ontology annotation, cellular component: cytosol; succinate-CoA ligase complex. The transcript is spliced from 3 exons. Bases 436 to 1914 code for a protein of 492 amino acids. The record is from RefSeq and is a predicted model, not a curated record. Gene Ontology annotation, molecular function: succinate-CoA ligase (ADP-forming) activity. NCBI's taxonomy places the organism in Eukaryota, Fungi, Ascomycota, Leotiomycetes, Helotiales, Mollisiaceae. Gene Ontology annotation, biological process: tricarboxylic acid cycle; succinyl-CoA metabolic process.
CAACUUGACUCGUUGAGGACGCACGAUACUCACAUAAUCCCAAAAACGUCCAUUUCCUCCUGAACGUCCCGAAUUUAAAAAUCUCGCCUUGGGAGCCCGAACUCUUUUUUCUGCUCUGGUACGUUCGUUGUUAACCCUCCUGAAUCCUCCAUUCGCAUCGGUUUCGCAUCGCAUCAAAACUCCCCUCUCUCCUCUUUAAGACUGCCUCAAAGACCGUCAAAACGUCUGACAGCGCCCAAGAUCCACUUGUACCUCGCCCAUUGCGAAUUGUCACCACUCAAUCGCAAGCAAGCAAGCAAGUGUCGAGCUGCCAUCUCUUUUCCGUUGAUCUUUGUUCACCAUCCAAUUUCGGCCGUCGUUUCUCUCCGAGGCACUCUUGUAAAUAUUUCACAGACGCAGCUUUACCUUCAUUAAACAUACCUCACAUCUCUUGCAAUGGCAGCCAAGUCCAUUCUCGAAGCCGACGGAAAGGCAAUCCUCAACUACCACCUCACCCGCGCCCCAGUCAUUAAGCCUUCUCCUCUCCCCAAGCAAGCAACACACAACCCUCCUCCCAAGCUCGCCUCCCUCUACUUCCCGGAAGACCAGGACGUCAACACCAUUCUCGAUCAAGCCGAAACUUCAUACCCAUGGCUGUUGAUCCCAGGAUCCAAGUUCGUUGCCAAGCCAGAUCAAUUGAUCAAGCGACGAGGCAAGAGCGGUCUCCUGGCAUUGAACAAGAGCUGGCCCGAAGCUAAGGCGUGGAUUGCUGAGCGUGCUGGAAAGGCCCAAAAGGUUGAGCACACCGUCGGUGUUCUGCGACAAUUCUUGGUAGAGCCGUUCGUACCUCACCCUGCCGGUACCGAGUACUACAUCAACAUCAACUCUCAAAGAGAGGGCGACUGGAUUCUCUUCACGCACGAGGGUGGUGUUGAUGUCGGUGAUGUCGAUGCCAAAGCCGAGAAGCUCUUGAUCCCAGUUGAUCUUGAGGAAUACCCGUCAAACUACAAGAUCGCCACAACUCUCCUGAAGAAGGUUCCCAAGGGCGUCCACAACAUUCUCGUCGACUUCAUCAGCAGACUCUAUGCCGUCUACGUCGACUGCCAAUUUACAUACCUCGAGAUCAACCCUCUCGUCGUUGUUCCAAGAGAAGAGGCUGACUCCGAUGCGCAAUCCGCUGAUGUCUACUUCUUGGAUUUGGCUGCCAAGCUUGAUCAGACUGCCGAGUUCGAGUGUGGUGUUAAGUGGGCUGUUGCACGAUCACCUGCUGCUCUUGGAAUGGCUGUCGUCAAGGCCACAGAUAACAAGGUCAACAUCGAUGCUGGUCCACCAAUGGAGUUCCCAGCUCCUUUCGGUCGUGAGAUGAGCAAGGAGGAAGCCUACAUCGCCGAGCUCGACGCUAAGACUGGUGCAUCACUCAAGUUGACCAUCCUCAACUCUAAGGGUCGUGUCUGGACAUUGGUCGCUGGUGGUGGUGCUUCAGUUGUCUACGCUGAUGCCAUUGCCAGCAGUGGUUUCGCCGAUGAGCUCGCCAACUAUGGUGAAUACUCUGGUGCCCCAACUGAGACUCAAACCUUCCACUACGCCCGCACUGUCCUGGAUCUGAUGCUCCGCGCUCCUCUCUACCCUGAGGGUAAGGUCCUCUUCAUCGGUGGUGGUAUUGCCAACUUCACCAACGUCGCCUCUACCUUCAAGGGAGUCAUCCGAGCUCUCCGAGAAGUCGCCCCUCAACUCAUCGAGCACAAGGUCCAAAUCUGGGUUCGUCGCGCUGGUCCCAACUACCAAGAAGGUCUUAAGAACAUCAAGUCAGUCGGUCAAGAAUUGAAGCUCGACAUGCACGUUUAUGGCCCAGAGAUGCACGUCAGUGGUAUUGUUCCCUUGGCUCUCGUCCCCGGUAGAUUGGAGCAAAGCAAGGUUAAGGAGUUCAGCGGUUAGACUUUGGGAGGGGAAAGGAAAGAAUGAUAUUUGCUUUGCAUUGAUGACGAGAACCUUUUGAGCAUCUGUUUGAUCCAAGGCAGAUCACGGCGUACAAACUUUGUUUGCUUAGGAAAACCUCUUUUACAAUAGAUACUCUAAUUGUUCAUGGUGUACAGUAACAUACUCUCUUCAUGCACCCGUUUUCCGUGUACCUACUUCAUGCAAGCCCCACUAUGCAUACCAACCCCAGUCUCGCUUCGAGGUCCUUGCCAGCUGGAAAUCACCAAUCACGUGCU